Chara braunii is the source of this 2681-nucleotide messenger RNA. NCBI's taxonomy places the organism in Eukaryota, Viridiplantae, Streptophyta, Charophyceae, Charales, Characeae. The record is from the annotation of a GenBank genome assembly.
GGGCGGGCGAUAAAUUCGGCGAUUGCAAUGGUGCAGGGGCAAAAGAUUGCGCGACAGACGAUGGGGCCAAUGACAACGACGAGGACGACAACGGGGAGAUGGAGAUUCGUCUAGUAGGGAGGAAGCGGGGAGGGUCAAGGGCCACAAACAAGUUUACAGAACCGCGCGCGGGGAGGAGAGGCAAGAAGGGUGUGGAAGAUACAUCGGCAGGUGAGGGAGCAAAAAGCAGGGAUUUUUGGACCGUGAAGCACAUGAUUGCUUUGAUCCGACCUAAAAGAGACCAGGAUUUGCAUCUGGCCGGCCUGGGGCACAACAGCGGAAGGAUGAAGACGAAGACAUGGAAGUGGGACGACGUCGAGAAGAGGCUCGUGCAAAUGGGGGUGACGAGUAGAAAGGCCGUGGACUGCGGGAAAAAAUGGGACAACCUGUACCAGCAGUUCAAAACCGUGCUCAAGUUCAUGGGAGAAUCGGGGAAGCCUAAUUUCUUCACAUUAACACCGGGGGAGAGGAAGGAGCGGGGGUUCGACUUUCAGAUGGAUGAGCGUGUGUAUUCGGAGAUGACGGCCAUGUCCAGGGGCGAUCACACUAUACACCCCACGACUCUCGCGGACACGGGUGUGGCUGGAGGUGUUCAAAUGGCCGACCCACGUGGAGGUCGGAAUGAAUAUGGUGGUAACGAGGGAUGCGGGGAUGGACUGGACGACGAUCAGGGAUCGAUGAGGGAUUCAAUGUUCAGCGGCGGUGGCGGUGGCAGGGGUGGCAAACAGAAGAAUGUAAGACAACAGACCUUCGACACAAUUGCCGACGUCAUGAAGGAGUACAGGAAUCUGAUGGCGACGACGGUGGACAGCGCGAGCAAGAGGCCGUGCUCAAUUCUGACGAGGCAAUGCGACAUUCUCGAGGAACAGUUGUCCGCUAUCAAACAGAGCGUCAUCGUUGGUGCUGCUGGGGCGUUGCCAAGGACCCCGAAGGUGGCAGGGGUUGUCAUCACGGAGGCGCUCGUGCCGAGGCAACUUCCGGCGGUAGAAGGCCAGGCUCAGCCACGUCAGCCACUCCCCCUGCAACAGACGGGGGCUUCAGGGGGAGGGAAAACACCGUCCGCGCAAAAGGGUGAGGCGACGGCGAGCGGCAGUCGGAAGGCGACGGCGAGCGGCAGUCGGAAGGCGGCGGCGGAUCACAGUACUAGAAGCAGACUCGCCGAAGGUGCGGAAGAGGGGAGGAUCGACGACGUCCGCCGCGACGAUGGGAGAAGAGAUGGAAAGCGGGAGGGCGAUGACAACGAUGACCAUCCACUUGUUACGAGGUUGAAGGGAGCGGAAAAGGAGGAUGAUCUCGAAGAGAGGUCGAAGUUGUGGGUUGAUUGCGACACUUUUUGGCGUCAAGGCCCAAGAAAACCCUUGAGGGAGGCGGUAGGCGAUUGCGCGGACUACUUCGUCGCCAUCGCCGAUGGAGAUGCAGGAGCUGAACCGCCUUCGAUGCUCAUAAUACCGCCGAAUGAUGUGCCGCGCUUCAAGAUCGAGGACCCUGCGCAGUGUGAACCAGCUCUGCGCAGAGCGUGCAGCGUGGGGAAACUGGUGCUGCGCAUUGUCCACGGCUGGUUCUUCAAAUCGUCGUCGAGGUCGAUUGGCUUCGCUCGUGCAUCACCGUCGACUUCGCUACGAACGUCGCACGAGCAGUUUGGCAGGGAUUUGAAUGCUCCAAAGUGGCGGGGGCUUCAGGGGGAGGGAAAACACCGUCUGCGCAAAAGGGCGAGGCGACGGCGAGCGACAGAUCACAGUACUAGAACCGGACUCGCCGAAAGUGCGGAAGAGGGGAGGGUCGACAGAGUCCGCCGCGACGAUGGGGGAAGAGAUGGAAAGCGGGAGGGCGAUGACGACGACGACCGUCCACUUGUUACGAGGUUGAAGGAAGCGACAAAGGAGGAUAGUCUCGAAGAGUGGUCGAAGUUGUGGGUUGAUUGCGACGCUUUCUGGGGUCAAGGCGCGGGAAAACCCUUGAGGGAGGCGGUAGGCGACUGCGCGGAUUACUUCGUCGCCAUCGCCAAUGGAGAUGCAGGAGCUGAACCGUCUUUGAUGCCCAUAAUGUCGCGGAAUGAUGUGCCACGCUUCAAGAUCGAGGACCCUGGGCAGCGUGAACCAGCUCUGUGCAGAGCGCGCAGCGUGGAGAAACUGGUGCUGCGCACCGUCCACGGUUGCAUCUUCAAAUCGUCGUCGAGGUCGAUUGGCUUCGCUCGUGCAGAGUCGUACAUCACCGUCGACUUCGCCACGGACGUCGCACAAGCAGUUUGGCAGGGAUUUAAAUGGUCCAAAGUGGUUUCCCCUGCCCUCGUCUACCACACGUUGGCGAUGAAGAUGGACGUGCCUCUAUGGUUCGCGGGGGUGAAGAUUGUGGACCGGCCGGAAGAUGAUGACAUGGCGGCGCGGCAGGAGGCGACAGUUCUUCGCCUGGCGGACUGCUGGACAUAUGCAGUCUGGUGCGGACAAUGGGCGGACGAAACAAGAGAGGUUGUCGCAGCUUGCGGAUUGUCUUCGAGCGUUGUUGAGCGCAUGGAUGUGGAUCAUGGGCAUGGGUGGUGACGACGACCGUUCGCACUUUGAGGCGUGGUUCUACGCGUCCAUGGUCGCCAAACCCACAAUGAUAGUGGCGGGGUCCUACAUCUUCAACUGGCGGCAACACAUCGU